Messenger RNA from Somion occarium, 923 nucleotides. NCBI's taxonomy places the organism in Eukaryota, Fungi, Basidiomycota, Agaricomycetes, Polyporales, Cerrenaceae. The record is from the annotation of a GenBank genome assembly.
AAAUACUGUAAUAAUGAGCGCGACUGGCCGGAUUCUGAAGGCUCAAGGAUGUUUUGCUUCCAUGAUUUACUCCAUACCGGCUGCGCAAUGAGCACUAGCUGUCCUUCGUACAAGAUAGUUCGACGUCUCUUUUAUCUAUUCCUCUAAUUCAUUUGCCGAUGUUUCCCCUCCAUGCCUACAAUAGACUCAGACAUGUUUCAAAUUCAGAUAUUCAAAGCUUCCAGUGACCUCCCGGCGCGCCACUCAUUCAUCCAUAUCUUGACUAUGUCAACUCUUUGACGAAGGCUCUUCGUCUCCUCGCCUAUCUCUACAAAUUUAAUUCCUAGCUUCGUAAGGAUGUCCUCGAGCAUGUCGGUGUACUUCGAUGGAUCCUUGAGUGAGCGGAUGCCGUCAUCAAACAACCAUUCGGGUACCGGCUUCAAGACCACUGGCUGUAGGGAAGUAUCGUGCGAAAAUCGUGAUCUUCCAACAGUCUCUCUCCCGUCUCCUUAGCGAUUUUGACCUUCGCACUGAACGCAUAGACUAUGGGAUCCACGGCUGAUCUAUCGCUCAGCAGUACCAAACCCUCCGAUGUGGACUUCGCAUCGUGAAGUACUCGCGUUUCCGCUUCUAUUUGCGCUUUCAUGAUUGCGGCUUGCAUGUCGCAGAGAUCUUCGACCAGAGCGUCGCAUAGCGUUGUCUUUCCGCUAGAAGACGGACCCAGGACGAAAAUUGCUGCCAGUGCAUCGUUCUUUGCCGUGGAACUCGAAUCCAUCUUGCCUCUUGUCGAAAAUCGAUGUGAAGAGAUAGUAUUCGGCUUGAUAACUCCUCGACAAUCUUCCCCACUCGCAAUGAUCGAGCGAAUGUGAGCAGGAGAUAGAAAGCUACAAUUCUCCUCUUAUCCAGCCUUCUGUGAUAAGGUUCAAUAGACGACCAUUGAGCUU